AUGCCGCCCCCUUCUUUCUCCCACCAAACCUCCGUCGUCCUUCCACGAGCCAUCCAGUCUUGGCUCAAGGAGACCAUUCAAAAGGUCAAAUCCGCGCUCUUGGCGGACGACCAAGCCAAACGACACUCCAUCCUCUCCACAAUCGAGGCUUCUGUCGAGCAACACGCUCGCUCCCUCCAAACGGCAGCUCAAGCCGAUGAAGCCAACCAUCCAGUCGCAGCAGGUCCUUCACCCACCGCACAGAUCAAAUCGCAGAUCUCGAUUCGUAUCGACGAUGCUAUCCAAAACAUGCUCCACAAUGAGCACGAGCUCGAGACCAGCUUCAAAGACAAGUUGCCAGCUAUCGUCGACGUCCUCUUUGUGCUCAUGCCUUUGCUCGGCCCCACUACGAUUGUCAUGCAAUGGUGGGAUUGGGUGUUGCGACCUUUGCUCAAGAAUGCCUCUGUUCAGAACAUCACCGCCAAUCGUGCCCGUCAACUGGUUGUCCGUGCCAUGGUAGCCGCUCCCAGCACAGCCUACGAGGAUGAGCCUGCACCCACUCCCGUCUGGCCAGCACCAGCUUCAGCUCCCAUCGAUGCAGUAGAGUCGCCAGCUGCAACUUGCACCAGUCCACGACGAGCUCGUGCUGUGCCCUAUCCAAUAUCGGCCGCUGCACCCAUCCCCUCUUGUCCUUCUCGUCAGCCUCAACAACGAAGCACUUCCGUCACUACUGCAUCCGGCCCUGGCAGUCGAUCUGCCUCUCUCGGCUCACGGCAGGACACUUUUUGUCGAUUCACUCAGCGUAUCCUCGACCUCUACCUUGCCGAAGCUGCCCAAGAGUCGCAGCAGAUCUGGUCGGACGAAGCAAGUCAACGCGAGCAGAGGAGAGGCAGCGGUGCUGAUGCAAUCAAGCUAGCCUCGACCACCAACCCUGGUAGUGUGGUUGGUAGUGCGUCCGGCUCGAUCAGUGGCGGCCUUGGCGGAGCUGAUCAUGGAGUAGCUCGAGAUCCGAGUCACAGUAGCCAUCUCUUGCGAGACCCUGCUGCUCUGGUUUGGAAAGGCAAUCUCGAGUCGAUCUUGCUUGUCUACAGCAAUGAAAAGCCGAAAGAGUUCUUCCACCACGUUGCCGAAUCGUUCGGCGAGCCUACCGCUCGUGUUCCGCUCCUCUUCCUGCUUUCGACCUUCUUGCGUCUCUACCCGAUUCACGCAUACCACAUCACAUCCACAGCUCUGCCACGCAUGCUCAUCCUCUCGCUUCAGCUCGAUACUUCGACCACUUGUGUCUCGCUCGGCGUCACAGCCUUGAUCAUGCUUAUCCCACACAUUCCUAAUUGGAUCGCCAAUGGAGGUGCAGGUGGCUUGCCGACCUUGCUCAGCAUCUUUGCACGUAUCGUCGACUGGAGACGGCUUGGUCAUGGCUGGGAAAGCCGCGUCGGCGAUCAUCCCGAGUUGGAGGAAAUGCGACGAGAGAGGGACGAAGAGUUGACCGAGAUCGACCGUCUCGGCAAGCGACUCAACAUCAAGCCUUUGUUGCGAUGGAACCGUCUCGAGUCGACGUUUGAUACGACCAUGUCGACGCCGCCCAAUGCCGAGCAUCUCUUUACCUUCCUCUAUGGUUUGUUCCCGUGCAACAUUAUCCGCUUCCUUCGCUCACCCAUGGACUAUCUGCGCAAAGCAUCGUUUGACAGUCCCUUUGAAGGGCCAUGGGAGGAUAUGAUGGACGAGGUUGCGGUUCAGAGCCGCUCCAGUCCGAUCUUGCGUCGUCACACCCUUCAUCCCUCGAUCAUCACCAUGGAUGCCGAGACCGAGUUGACCGACAAGCAGAGAUGGCUCGACCAUGACUCGGCUGAUAUCAAUGCCGAAUGUCUUGGUCUUUUUCUCGGCAAGUGGCACGAUGUCAAUUCCUCCCACAUUGUCCAGGCGGAACGACAACGAUCCGGCUCGCUGGAGCACGAUGCGCCGGACGAGGACAAUGCAUCCAUCUUUUCAAGCGAGGCUAGGAUCGGUUCAUUCGAUAUGGGUCGACAACGCAGUGCUGCAGCUCUGUUGCAUCCUUCUUCGCCCAGUGGUUCGGCUCAUCGGAAUUACCAGAAGGUGCCGCAUUCAGUUAAUCCUGAUGAUAUCUUGCUGACAUACGCCUCGCUGCGUUCAGGUGCGCCGUUGAUGUCGACUAGUGCUGCUGCAGAGGCUGCUAGUAUGAACGCGCCUACUGCUCUUGGCUUUGGUAUGGCGACGCAGCCCAUGACAGCUGCUGCUCAGCGAUUGGAUGAACAGUCGCCUGCUGUGCCUCCUACUGCUGCUGUGGCGCAGCGUCGAGCUUCAGCUGCUGGAGGUGGCGGGAAUGGUGGCAUGACGGCAAGUGGCACCCUUCCGAGAUUGUUGCCUGCAGCUAGUGUUACGGCUGCUGCGACGCCUGCUAUCGUCACUGCGACGGGAAGUUCAAGUGCUGCACAUGUUGCUGUUUCUUCUCAAGCAACGCAUGCUCAUCUUGCUCGAGUCAGGUCUCGGUCUGGAUCGCUGUCGUCGUUGCACUCGAACAACAACUCGCUCAGUCCAGCAACUCCUACUUCGCCUACAUUGGCAGCAAGGCAUCCCUUGGCAUCGAGUCACUUGCCGAGUGGCCCUCUCACACCACAGCAAGCGACAAGUGAGAAGCAGCUCCUUCCCCUACCAUCUCACGACUCGACGACGAUCACCACUAGCUCGUUGCCCUUCACUGCCGCUGCUGCUGUUGGCAAUAUGAGCGGAAUGGGCAGUGAUGCAUCCAUUAUAUCCUUCCUCCAGCGCGAAAACUUGCUUCUACGCAACGAGCUCAAUUUCGAGCUCUACCUGAAAGAGCAGCAUCUUCGACAUAUCGGUCGUCUUCAUCGUGAAAAGGUCACGGAUACAGCGCUCGAAGCUGAACGGCAAAACCUCUAUCACACAGUCCGAACUCUUCGUACUACCAACACCACCCUUCGCGCCGAAUUGGAGAGGAGUCGUGCUGAAGCAGCAUCCACCAAAUCCCGCCAUGUCCAAUGGGAAGCUGAUCUCAACAACAAACUCAAAGCCUACCGUGAGGAACGAAAAGCAUGGACCACCGAAGCGCGUCAACUCAAAGCUCAAGCAGAAGAAGAUUCAGCUCACAUCCAAGCAUUGACGCGGCAAUUGGAGGAGAGUGGAGCACAACUGUUUGAAUUCAAAACCAAAAUGGAAGCAGAUCAACCGAGACUAGCCAAGUUAAGCGAGUUGGAGGGCAAGGUUGAAAAGUUGACAAAGUGUCUGGAGUAUUGGGAUGCAGAUGUGUUGAAGUAUGAAAAGCAGAGGGGGAUGAUGGAGAGAGUAUUGAAUAGGUGGGAUGAGAUGAGUUAUUUGGUGGAAGCAACCGAGGGGAUGCUAAGCGAGAUUGAGGCAAGGUGUGAGGUGUUGGAGAGGGAGAAUGAGAGGUUCAGGGUCGAAGUGCAGGGGUUGGUGGGGAGAGUGGGGGAGUUGAAGGGGGAGAAAGGGAGGGCGGCGAGGCAGGGAGAGGAAGGGUUGAGCGAGGUUAAGAGGCAAAUGGAGGGGGCGAUGGGUGAAAGGGAUGGGUUGAGGAAGGAGAAGGAGGAGUUGGUGGAGGAGGUGGUUGCGUUGAAGGCGAGGUUGGAGGCGGUCGAGGUAGAAAAGGGCGAGGUGAAUGGCAGUGGUUUGGUGGCAAGUGCGGAAGGAGAGGGCGAGGAUGCGGAUGUGCCACCGUUGAAUGGCGAUGCGAACGAAAAGUAG
This is a messenger RNA of Ustilago hordei, 3717 nucleotides long. RefSeq lists its product as uncharacterized. Lineage: Eukaryota; Fungi; Basidiomycota; Ustilaginomycetes; Ustilaginales; Ustilaginaceae. The transcript has a single exon. Gene Ontology annotation, biological process: regulation of cell cycle; negative regulation of TOR signaling. The record is from RefSeq and is a predicted model, not a curated record. Gene Ontology annotation, cellular component: TSC1-TSC2 complex. Bases 1 to 3717 code for a protein of 1238 amino acids.